AUGCCGACUCCCCACCAGCAAAAGAAACGCGGAAAGACCUUCACUGGCUGCUGGACCUGUCGGGAUCGUGGUGUUAAGUGCGACCUUGGAAAGCCGCACUGUGCUACGUGUGCGAAAUCGAAGAAAUCCUGUCAAGGAUACGGAAUUCGUCUCGUGUGGCUGGAUGAGAACGACCACGCUCCCCACGAGCAGUCCAGACGACUUUUCACAGAGGCCGGCCGCCAACCCCCUGUCCACGACGACGCGUCUCUUGAACACGCUAUCGAAUCCUUGGACGGAUUGGUUGCCCCUUGUAACCACCAAGUCCCUCCUUUUGGCGUCUUUUCUGUCUCUGGAGCCCGGAAUGAUACCAACAGCGGAGCUUUCGGGAGCAGCAACUCGACUAUAUCACUGCGUAGUUGCAACGACGGCAACAACAAAAAUCAUGGGGUGAUUUCACUGUCGACUACACCACAUACCAUCGUUGGGACGGGAGCGUUCACUUCACCGAUGUUAUCUCAAGCAAACUUGCUGGGCUCAAUACCAUCCCUUACGACGGAUCCACUCCAGUUCGUGUUUCCCUCACUGCCCCCAGAAGAUCGGGUGCUGUUUCACCAUUGGACUUCUCAUCUUAGUGGUAUCAUCCUGCCCAUACCAAUAACAGAUAACCCCUACCGAGAUGUCAUGAUACCUCUCGCUCUCAGUAAUACAGAUACACUCGCUUCACUCGCUCUCCUUCACGGUAUUUAUGCUAUCGCGGCCUUCAACCUUACGGAACAAUAUCCCCCAAAGCCAGAAUACCGAGUACAUGCAAUAAGGAACUAUAAAGUCAGCAUCCGGCUACUUCACCAGAGCCUCACUAAGCCAAAUGAGGAUCCUGGAACAAUAUUCGCUACCAUAACAAUCUUGGCAAGCAUUUACUUGGUAGUCGGCGACUCGGCCAACUGGAGGAUACACUUGAAAGGUGGCAGAGACUUCCUCCGAGCCACGCGAAUAUCUUUCCAGAACAGCUGGCACGCCGGCAUAACGUACCAGCUGUUCCGCUGCCUAGAGAUGUUCGCCCUCACGCAGGACACGAAGCGUAUGUACACGAGUAUCGUUCCACACGGCUACUACACAAAUCUCUCGAAAGAGGAUCAGAAGAACGGGUUACAGGGAUACUACCUCGAAAGGUUCUUUGGCCUCCCGAUCGCUGUGUUUAAGGCUCUUCAACGAAUGCACGACAUCCGGCACAGUCUGAUUGAGCCCACAAAUCAGGAGCUGGACGAUAUUGAAGCAUUGAUUGAAGAGGCUAAAGUGCCUGAUGACCGUCUCUUCACUGAGCAUGGCGGCUUCAGCGACAUUCUGAUGCACCACCACAGGAUGACAUUCUACCUGGCGGCGCAUAUCCAGCUCCAACGCGAGUUCCGCACCGCUCCCCUGCCAGCCAUCCAGCACCUCGUGCAACAAUGCGCUGAGCACCUCGAGACGAUAUACCGUCUCGAAAAGACUGCACGGGUGUGCGGUGUUGGCUGGCCCUUGUACAUCGCCGCUUGCGAUGCAGAGAGCCAGGAGCUGAGAGAGCGCUUCAUGUAUCUGUUUACUAAGGGGGAACAUUUUGGUAUUGGCAGCUUGAAGCAUGCCACAAAGGUGGUAAGGAAGGUCUGGGAGCAGCGAGAUGCUACAGGAGAGUGCUCGCCGCUUCAUCGUCAGGAAGUUAUGAAUUCUUUAGGAUUGGAUAUUCUCCUUGCUUAA
Molecule: messenger RNA, 1713 nt
Organism: Aplosporella prunicola CBS 121167
Lineage: Eukaryota; Fungi; Ascomycota; Dothideomycetes; Botryosphaeriales; Aplosporellaceae
Exons: 2
Coding region: 1-1713 (570 amino acids)
Biological process (GO): positive regulation of transcription by RNA polymerase II
Cellular component (GO): nucleus
Molecular function (GO): DNA-binding transcription factor activity, RNA polymerase II-specific; transcription cis-regulatory region binding; zinc ion binding
Source: RefSeq, a predicted model, not a curated record